This is a messenger RNA of Phalaenopsis equestris, 3334 nucleotides long. Its product is annotated as homeobox-leucine zipper protein HOX32-like. Lineage: Eukaryota; Viridiplantae; Streptophyta; Magnoliopsida; Asparagales; Orchidaceae. The record is from RefSeq and is a predicted model, not a curated record. Bases 318 to 2849 code for a protein of 843 amino acids. The transcript is spliced from 18 exons. Gene Ontology annotation, molecular function: lipid binding; DNA binding; DNA-binding transcription factor activity.
AACCAGAUUUGGAUCUUCUUUAAUUUUUCUCACUCUCCAGUCCAACGCCUGGCCAUAAUCCUCCUGUUUCGGGUAUAAAGGUUUCAACUUUGCGUGGAAUGCGUGAGCGGGGUUGAUGGAGGAGUAGAGUUUCUCAUAUUGUUCUCUGCUGUACGGAAGUCUGUGGAUUGGAGGAGGCUUGUAAUGCAGGAGGGAGGAGUGGAGAGGAUUCUGGUUUGGAGGCCGAGGAGUCGGAGGAAAGAGGAGAGGUGUUAUUGCGUCUGCUAGGGUGUUGCAUCUUUGUUCUGUUUGUUUGGUUUUGAUUAGGGUUUUUUGAGAUGGCGAUGGUGAUCAGUGGUAAGGAGGCGGGAAAACAGCUAAUGGAUGCCGGGAAGUAUGUGAGGUACACACCAGAGCAGGUGGAGGCUCUGGAGAGAGUGUACAGUGAGUGUCCGAAGCCUAGCUCCAUGAGGAGGCAGCAGCUCAUAAGGGAGUGUCCGAUACUCGCUAACAUCGAGCCGAAACAGAUCAAGGUCUGGUUUCAGAACCGGAGAUGUCGGGAAAAGCAGAGGAAGGAAUCCUCACGUCUUCAGACUGUUAACAGAAAACUGACUGCCAUGAACAAGUUGCUGAUGGAGGAAAAUGACCGGUUACAGAAGCAGGUUUCUCAGCUUGUUUAUGAGAAUGGUUAUAUGCGACAGCAGAUUCAUACUACAUCUGUGGCUACCACAGACACAAGCUGUGAGUCUGUAGUAACAAGUGGUCAGCAUCAUCAGCAGCAGCAAAACCCAACGCCUCAGCAUCCGCCAAGGGAUGCUAACAACCCAGCUGGUCUACUCGCAAUUGCUGAGGAGACCUUAGCAGAGUUCUUGUCUAAAGCUACAGGAACUGCUGUUGAGUGGGUUCAGAUGGUUGGUAUGAAGCCUGGUCCGGAUUCUAUUGGAAUCAUUGCUGUAUCCCACAAUUGUAGUGGUGUAGCAGCUCGAGCUUGUGGUCUUGUGAGUUUAGAGCCUACUAAGGUUGCAGAGAUACUCAAAGAUCGUCUGAAUUGGUAUCGCGAUUGUCGAUCCCACGAUGUGCUAACGGUUAUCCCUGCGGGAAAUGGUGGAAAUAUUGAACUUAUAUAUAUGCAGACAUAUUCGCCUACUACUCUGGCAUCAGCGCGUGAUUUUUGGAGUCUUAGAUAUACCGCAGGUUUAGAAGAUGGCAGUUUGGUGAUUUGUGAGAGGUCUUUGACUCCUUCAACUGGUGGCCCAACCGGACCUCCUGCAACUAAUUUCGUCCGAGCUGAGAUUCUUCCUAGUGGUUAUCUAAUCCGACCCUGUGAGGGUGGUGGUUCAAUGAUAUACAUUGUUGAUCAUGUUGAUUUGGAUGCUUGGAGUGUGCCCGAGGUUCUAAGGCCCCUGUAUGAGUCUCCAAGAAUUUUAGCUCAAAAGCUAACCAUUGCUGCACUUCGUCAUAUUAGGCAGAUUUCCCAGGAGAGUAAUAGUGAAAUUUCCUAUGCUGGAGGGCGUCAACCCACUGUGCUAAGGACUUUCAGCCAGAGGAUGAAUAGGGGGUUCAAUGAUGCUAUAAAUGGGUUUCCUGAUGAUGGUUGGUCUUUAAUGGGAAGUGAUGGUGUGGAGGAUGUGACAAUUGCCAUCAACUCAUAUCCUAAUAAGCUUUGCGGUCAUUCAGGCUCGUCAAUGUUUUCUUCACUAGGAGGUGGUAUCUUAUGUGCUAAAGCAUCCAUGCUGCUUCAGAAUGUGCCACCAGCUUUACUAGUUCAGUUUCUGAGGGAGCAUCGAUCGGAGUGGGCCGAUUCAAGUGUUGAUGUUUAUUCAGCUGCGUCACUGAGAGCCAGUCCUUAUGCAGUUCCUUGUUUGAGGGUCGGCAGUGCUUUUCUGGGUAGCCAUGUUAUUAUUCCUCUUGCUCAUACUGUGGAAAAUGAAGAGGUCCUAGAAGUUGUUAGGCUGGAAAGUCCUGGUUUUACCCAGGAAGAUGUUCUUUCUAGGGACAUGUAUUUGUUGCAGCUAUGUAGUGGUAUUGAUGAGAAUGCAGUUGGUGCCUGUGCACAACUUGUUUUUGCUCCUAUAGAUGAAUCCUUCGCAGAUGAUGCUUUCCUCCUUCCUUCAGGCUUUCGGGUGAUACCACUAGAUGCUAAAACUAACCCGCCAUCUACUACACGAACACUAGACCUUGCUUCUGCUUUAGAAGUUGGAGGUGGCGGAACUGGAAGAGUUGCCAAUGAUUCAGGAUUGAACUCGGGAAACUCAAGGUCGGUUCUUACAAUCGCAUUCCAAUUCACAUUCGAGAACCACCUCCGUGAAAAUGUCACAGCAAUGGCUCGACAAUAUGUUCGAAGUGUUGUGGCCUCGGUGCAGCGGGUUGCCAUGGCAAUUUCUCCUUCACGAAACCAAUUAGGAAUGAGGCAUACACCUGGCUCCCCUGAAGCUCACACACUAUCACUAUGGAUUUCUAGAAGUUACAGGUUCCAUACUGGAAUUGAACUCAUAAGAACUGAUUCUCAAGCUGGCGAGACUCUGAAGCUUCUGUGGCAUUAUUCUGAUGCAAUAAUGUGCUGUUCUCUCAAGUCUUCUCCAUUGUUCACCUUUGCCAACCAAGCUGGACUUGACUUGCUGGAAACCACUCUCGUAGCUCUCCAAGACAUUUCACUGGAGAAGAUACUUGAUGACAGUGGCCGAAAGGUGCUCUGCUCUGAGUUCCCUAAGAUUAUGCAGCAGGGGUUUGCCUAUCUUCCGGCUGGCAUCUGCAUGUCAAGCUUGGGCAGGCCGGUGUCCUACGAGCAGGCCAUUGCAUGGAAGGUCUUAAAUGAAGAUGACUGUCCCCAUUGUCUGGCUUUCAUGUUUGUGAACUGGUCUUUUGUUUGAAGGUCAUCGAGUGCCAGAGCUUUUUAUAAGUUAUUAUAUUUAGUUGUAAGAACAUGGAACCUCAGCUUUUGCUGCUUUUAUCUAUCGUCUUUUUAGUACUUAGUGGUGCCUUUAACGGCUCUUUUGGCUGUCUGCUAGAUUUGGGACUUAUUUUGUAUUUUGGCUUGGAUUUUUGCUUAUAAAUUAACACGAACCAAGUUCUAGCACAGUGGAAGAUUCUUUUGUGAAGUUGUAAUGUCAGCAAGCAUGGUAUGUCUUUUAAACAAAAUGAUGCUUUUUUAUUCAGGUUUAUUAUGAUAUUUUUUUGUUUUCUAGUAUCUUUGUAAAUAACUGGAGAAGGCAUCUUGAAGGGCAAAUAUUUGGGCCAAGUUAAUGAAACAAGGGUGAUCUUAGAAGUCCCUUCAUCAUUUUGAGCAUUCCUAUGAAGAUGGCUAUUAAAGGUAGAUUAUUAUUGAGAAUGAAUGUCCUUUAUCAUCUAGAUUCAA